AUGUUGUUAAAUUUUGCUGGAAAAGAUGCUAUAGAAGUUUUCAAUACUUUCGAGUUUUCUGCUGGCGAUGAUAAGAAAUUGGAUAAGGUUAUCGAACAGUUUGAAAGGUAUUGUAACCCCAGAAAAAAUGUAGUCUUCGAGAGAUACCAGUUCUGGAAAAUUACGCAGAGAGAUUCAGAGACGGUUGACCAAUUUGUCACAAGAUUAAAGAACAAAGUAAAAUCGUGCGAAUAUACAUCGGUUGACGAUAUGGUAAGGGACAAGUUUGUGUUUAGUAUACAAGACUUAACUGUGAAGAAAGAUUGUUAA
Molecule: messenger RNA, 309 nt
Organism: Paramuricea clavata
Lineage: Eukaryota; Metazoa; Cnidaria; Anthozoa; Malacalcyonacea; Plexauridae
Source: the annotation of a GenBank genome assembly